AUGGCUAACGUAGAAGAACAAUUACAAACUCUUCAACGCCAAUUAAAUGCUUUUCUUGAAAAAAGAAGAGAAAUAAUCAAUUUUCUCAAUCAUUGUGCCAAUAUACUAGAUGAACACACCAAGAAUGUUAAAAUUACCAAGGUUGUAACUGGUAGUAUCGGGAUAGGUGGCACACUCAUCAGUUUAGCAGGAAGCGCACUUGCUGGUCCACCUGGCGGCUUAUCACUUGUAUUCACCAUUGGUGGUGGCGUCUUGACAGCAACAAGUGGUCUAACUCAUUUGGGCUCUGAUCUUGCCGAACGUAUUUUAACGAAAUUGCAUUUGAACAAGUUGCAGAGGCUUUGUCAAACUGAUGAGAAAAACUUUAUUCAGUUAAAUAAUGAUUUAAGGCAAUUUAUGACAAAUUUACGCAACAACACAUUUCGUAAUCACAUCUCCUCCAGCAUGCAACGUAAUUUUUUCCAAGAAUCGGCGUGUUUAACUAAUUUAGCAUGUUCAGUCGUUCGUAUUACACGUGUAGCAUCAUCAACAGGUCGUUCAAUUCGUGUUUUUAGUGCUGCUUCAGCCGUUUUAGGUAUUGUCACUUUGCCACUUCAGAUAAUUGAUCUUGUAAUGGAUGGACAUGCAUCACAUCAAAAUCAACCAUCUAAUGUGUCUGGUCAACUUCAAAUAUUUGAUGUCAAAAUGCUGAAUGGUCAAUAUACUCUUGAUAAUAUUGCUUCUUGUCUAUUUGGUAUUGAAACCAAUUCGUUACAGAAUGAAAAUAUCACUAUUAUCAAUCAUUUAAAAACAUUUUUUACAUUAAGUGCGGCCAAUCUAUUUUUAUUAGUCUUUUUUCUUUCACCUCGAUUGGCUCGUCAUUUGAGUAAGAAAGGUUAUUCAAUGAUACCAAGAGAUACUACGAACUAUUUAACACAACUAGUUGAUCAAAUAUUAGCACGACGUCGACAACAUUCAGAAAGACGAAAUGAUUUCAUUCAAAUGAUGAUUGAUCAUGAAGAAGAAGUCAAACAUGAAGAGCAAACUGAUAAACCAGAACGACAAUCCGCAAUACUUAAAAAGACUUUGAAUGAUAAAGAAAUACUUGGUCAAGCUCUAGUUUUCUUGGUUGCUGGUUAUGAAACAACAAGUGUAUUACUGUCAUUCUUUUUCUAUGUCAUGGCAACAGAACCAGUAAUUCAAGAAAAAGUUUAUAAUGAAAUUCAUCAAGAACUUGGAGAUGAUGAAGUUACUUAUGAAAAACUUAAUCAACUUCAAUAUUUGGAUAUGGUUAUUAAUGAAACACUUCGAAUAUAUCCACCGUUUACUAGAUUUGAGCGAGUCGCCUCGAAAGAUUACCAAUUUGGUAAUUAUGACAUACCGAAAGGUUCUAUUAUAAGCGUGCCCGUUUAUCCCAUCCAUCAUGAUCCUAAUGUUUGGCCUGAACCGGAAAAAUUCAUACCUGAAAGGUUCUUAUCGACAGAAAAAGCUAAACGACAUCCAAUGACAUAUCUUCCGUUUGGUGAUGGACCACGAAAUUGUAUUGGCAUGCGAUUUGCACUGUUAGAAGCUAAACUUGCGAUAGUCAAAGCAUUGCGUCUAGUUGAAAUACAGAAAUGUGACAAGACUGAAGUUCCAGUUCAAUUGGGUCAAUUAACAGUUUUAUCUAGUAAAAAUCCUAUUUGGUUACGUGUCGAACGUCGAUCCCAGUGA
Messenger RNA from Rotaria sordida, 1692 nucleotides. Lineage: Eukaryota; Metazoa; Rotifera; Eurotatoria; Philodinida; Philodinidae. The record is from the annotation of a GenBank genome assembly.